Aureobasidium melanogenum CBS 110374 is the source of this 762-nucleotide messenger RNA. Its product is annotated as proteasome core particle subunit alpha 1. NCBI's taxonomy places the organism in Eukaryota, Fungi, Ascomycota, Dothideomycetes, Dothideales, Saccotheciaceae. The record is from RefSeq and is a predicted model, not a curated record. Gene Ontology annotation, biological process: ubiquitin-dependent protein catabolic process. Gene Ontology annotation, cellular component: proteasome core complex; nucleus; cytosol. The coding region runs from base 1 to 762 and encodes 253 amino acids. The transcript is spliced from 4 exons.
AUGGGCAGCGCAGGCUACGACAGACACAUCACCAUCUUCUCCGAUCAGGGUCGCCUCUACCAAGUUGAAUAUGCAUUCAAGGCCAUCACUGCAGCAAACAUCACCUCGGUCGGCGUCCGCGGUAAGGACUGCGCAGUCGUCAUCUCGCAAAAGAAGGUCCCCGACAAGCUGAUCGAUCCCUCGUCCGUCUCGUACAUCCACAGACUUUCGCCGUCAGUCGGCUGUGUCAUGACUGGUUCCAUCGCAGAUGCAAGAGCUUCGGUCAUGAGAGCGCGUGGUGAAGCUGCCGAAUUCAGAUACAAGAACGGUUAUGAGAUGCCCUGUGAUGUUCUGGCCAAGCGCCUCGCAAACAUCUCCCAGGUCUACACACAAAGGGCAUACAUGAGACCCCUAGGCGUUGCCACGACGCUCAUCUCAGUCGACUCCGAGUUCGGUCCUCAGCUUUACAAGUGCGAUCCUGCAGGCUACUUCGUCGGUUACAAGGCCACCGCAUCAGGUCCCAAGGCACAAGAAGCCAUGAACCACCUCGAGAAGAAGCUGCGAAACAAGAACUGCGCUGAGGGUAACUGGGAGGAGGUCGUUGAGCUCGCCAUUACCACUCUCAGCACAGUGCUGAGCGUUGAUUUCAAGAAGGGUGAGAUUGAGAUUGGCAUCGUCGGCGGUCCCCGUGCAGAUGGAAAGGAAGGCACCACAAACGACUUCAGCACUCUGACCGAAGAGCAAAUCGAUGAGCGUCUGCAAUCGAUUGCUGAGAAGGACUGA